Messenger RNA from Rhipicephalus sanguineus (brown dog tick), 471 nucleotides. RefSeq lists its product as uncharacterized. The transcript has 4 exons. Lineage: Eukaryota; Metazoa; Arthropoda; Arachnida; Ixodida; Ixodidae. The record is from RefSeq and is a predicted model, not a curated record. Bases 1 to 471 code for a protein of 156 amino acids.
AUGCCUGACUUAAAAGGAAAAGUGGCCAUCAUAAUUGGUGCCUCGGCAGGCAUUGGCGAAAGCACGGCAAAGCAUUUUGCCUCCCUCGGUUGCUGGCUCACUCUGUUUGCGCGGAACGCAGAUAAUUUAGAAAAGGCAGCAGAGGCUUGCUGCGCAUUGGGCCUUCCUCGAGACAAGGUGCUUGUUGUACCCGGAGACAUGGCGGUGGAAAAGGACUGCGCCAAUGUUGUGCAGAAGACAAUGAAUCACUUUGGAAAAAUCGACAUCCUAAGUCUGGAGAAAAUUGCCAGCAGUAAACACGCCCUUGGACGAAUAGGUACACCGGAGGAAGUUGCUCACUCCAUCGCCUUUCUGGCAUCCGAUGACGCAGCGUUUGUCACGGGAAUCACCAUGCCCGUCGAAGGCGGAUUGCUUCUUCUAUCCAGUAUCUCGGAUGUCCCCAAAAUCCUGGAUGCUCAGAAGACUGCUUGA